Molecule: messenger RNA, 1339 nt
Organism: Gasterosteus aculeatus aculeatus (three-spined stickleback)
Lineage: Eukaryota; Metazoa; Chordata; Actinopteri; Perciformes; Gasterosteidae
Source: RefSeq, a predicted model, not a curated record
AUGUCUUUCAGCAGCGUAUCCUACGGCCAGAGGACCACGAGUGUCUACGGAGGAGCAGGCGGCCGUGGCACUCGUAUCUCCUCGUCCCAGCAGAGCUACGGACACUCCUCCUUGUCCUCCUCCGGAGGCUUCAACGUGACCGCCGGCAUGGACCUCCACGUCGGGGCCAACGAGAAGGCCACCAUGCAGAACCUGAACCACCGCCUGGCCUCCUACCUGGAGAAGGUGCGCACCCUGGAGAAGGAGAACAACCACCUGGAGAUGCAGAUCAGACAUUAUUACCAGGGCAAAACGGUCAUCAGCCCCGACUACACAAGCUACUUCGCCAUCAUCGAAGAUCUGGAGAACAAGAUUCUUAUCGCCUCCAAGUUUAAUGCCAAGACAAUCCUGGACAUGGACAAUGCAAAACUGGCCGCCGAGGAUUUCAAAUUGAAGCAGGAGAACGAGCAGGCCAUGAGGAUGGCGGUGGAGGCGGACAUCUCGGGGCUGAAGAAGGUGCUGGAUGAGAUGAACUUGGUCAGAAUGGCCCUGGAGGGCCGGUAUGAGGACCUGAGGGAGGACGUCAUCACGCUCAAGAGGAACCACGAAGAGGAGCUGACCCUGCUGAGGAGUCAGAUGAGCGGACAGGUCAACGUGGCCGUGGAUGCCUCUCCCUCUCAAGACAUGAACCAGGUCAUGUCUGAGAUCAGAUCACACUACGAGAGUUUGAUCAGCAAGAAUCGCAUUGAACUCGAGGCGUGGUACCAGAACCAGAUCACAACAGUGGAGCAGGACGUGAUCUCACACUCAGAGGAUCUUGUGACGGCCCGCACAGAGAUGAAGGACCUGAAGAGCACCCUGCAGAGGCUUCAGAUUGAUCUGCAGUCCCAUUUGAGCAUGAAGGUGUCUCUGGCGGGCACCCUGGAAGAGACCCAGGCGCGUUACGCUUCACAGCUAGCAGGCCUCCAGAACAGUGUCACAAGCCUGGAGGCUCAGCUGUCCCAGCUCCACGCCAACAUCACCAGCAACAAGCAGGACUACGACGUGCUGCUGGACCUCAAGGCUCGGCUGGAGAUGGAGAUCGCAGAGUACAGGAGGUUGCUGGAUGGGGAGGAUGAAAGUUCAAAACAAGUUAUCACAAAGACCAUCACAGUGGUGGAAACAGUUGUGGAUGGAAAGGUGGUCGGAACCAGCAAGACUGUUGAUGUGGAUGUUGAUGAGAUUGAGUGAUAAACUGGAUGGAUUAUCAAAAACUGGAAAAGAUUAAAAAGUUGGAAUUCUACAGCAGUGAAUAUUAUUAUAAUUUACCAGAGCAUAAAGCAUGAAGUGCUUAAAGUUUACUGUAGAUAAGAGAGACACA